AGCGAGUUGACGUGUAUAUGAGAAUAAUUUCUCACCAAUAUAAACAAAUCCUAAAAAAACGAGAAGAGUCGGAUAUAUAUUGCAUAGUAGUAGGAUUUCUCCACUGUAGUGAGCACUGUAGUGACUUGUGUGUGACUUGAGACUUCAAUAUAGGUAAAAAUGCCAGGAGAACAGCUGACUUGUGUUUGGCAAGCUAUAUAUGCUCAAGACCGACCCAACAGUGUAACCAUGAAUAAAGAAGUAUUGAAAUUGUUUCUGACGAAAGCGUCUCAAUAUGAAUCAAUUCAAUUUUCUGAGCGCAAAUUUUUCGACACGUUUUCAGAGGCGACUGUAAAAUUCGAUGAUUUCAAAGAGUAUGUAAAAAAAAAUAUUCGGGAACACGGUGUUGCUUUUUCGACAACUUGCAAUGAUUUGGAGGAAAUGAGUUGGAUCGACCUUAAAUCUGGAAUGAAUAGUAAACUUGAGACAGAAGACGUUUACAAACUAUGGCGCAUUUCUAAUCGUCUGAUGAAGGAAGACACUUACCCACCUGUGAUAUUCCGCGAGGAGGCAAGUUGGCUUUUAGGGAAAGUGCUGUCUAAUCUAGGACAUAAUUUCAAAUCUUCAGAUGAUGCCUUUAGAGAAGAUAAAUUUACUUUCCAAGAAAUGUUAUCCAUUAUGGAGGAUUUUGCCUUUUCCAACACGUCACAGCAACAGAUAAACACGUGUAUCGAUGGUCUCUUCAUGUGGUUGGUUGUAGAGGUUAUGAAAAAAGGCAAGGUUUACAAACGUACUAAGAAGCAGGCAAAUUGGACAAACUGGGUAAAACGUUGGUGUGUUUUGACACCUCAUUGUCUUCGAUACUAUAGUAAUGACAAUGAGUCCAACCAAAAAGGCGAAUUUACGUUCACCAAACAUACUAAAGUAGAAAGCCUUGAAAGGUACAGUGGUGUAAUGAAAAAUCUUAAAGGCAGGUUUAGGCUCGCGAAUAUCCCAGUGCUAGAAAUGGAGAUCGCCGUCGACGACGAAAAUGAGAAACGGGCCUGGUUAUCUGACUUAGAGGAAAUAAUUCAGUGCUUGAGAGAUAAGACAACGCCUGUUCAAAAACUCCUUAAGGAAAGGCAUUUGAAGAAUAUGGCAACAAGGGAUAAUAAAAAUGGAACAAUUGAACAAGUAGAGGAUAUCGAAUCAGCUCUUAAUAAAACAAAGCUUCGAGCUGAGAAACAGUCUAAAAAGCAAUUGUUCGACACCUCUAUCAAGGUAGUGGAACCAGAAGAGAAGACAAAACCAAAAGGUCCCUCCUUGGAAAAAGAAAGUACAGAAAAGAUAAAAGCAAUGUUUAUGAAAAUUGACACGAAUGGAAACGGCAUGUUGGAUAAGAAUGAAUUUGCAGACUUCUUAAAAGGCCUUGGGUUAAACAUGUCGGAAAAAGAAAGCAAUCUAGUUUUUAAUUCUGUAGAUACAAAUAAGAGUGAACAGAUUUCCUUUGAGGAAUUCCAAAUCUACUUUUGUAAUCACAUCAUGAAUGAAACUGAAACUGCAGAAUGCGUCAAUGUAAUGAGAAAGGCAUUUUUGGAGGCUGAUCGUGAUGGGUCAGGAACUUUGAACUUCCGGGAAUUUACGGAAUAUGUUUGGGAAAAGAACAGAAACGCAAAUAUGACAAAAAUUUUGAAGUCGUUUGCUAACGUUUCGACUGACGAAAUCUCGUUUGAAGAUUUUGAAUUGUUGGUUUCGGGCAGUGGAGCAGAGGUCCUUGUGCCAAUAUUAGAAGAGGAAAUAGAACAAGGUACUGAUUCAUCUCUAGAUGAUUUUGAAGGCCGCCUUCAGAAAGUGUAUGAUGACACAGAAGCAGAUGAACUUACUAUCUAUAUUAGAGAGCGAUGGAAUAAAUUUGCUUCAUUCCGAAGGGCUGGAAAGACAGGUUCUGUUGUUAUGACCGGUGGACACGGAAUGGUAGCAGAUAUUGUUCCAGGAGAGUAUAGCUUGAUUGACCUUGCUUGUUUCAGUGACCUGCCUCCAUUGGAACCAAAGCAUGCGGUCGUAAAAGACACACAAUGGUUAUCCAGUACAAUAUCCGGAAAAUCAGGAAAGAUGAUAUUUCCACUUGAAUUUGACAAGAAAGUACCAAUGGAACAGGCCACAUCAGAACUUUUGCGGUAUUAUGGCUGCAGUUUUGCUGAUAGUCAGCAAGAACAAAUAUCGUUGCUCUUCCGCCACGGAAUCCAGGAUUUCACUUAUGAAAACGGAUACUUGGAAAAGUAUGUAACGGCUACAAAUGGUGGGGCAGGGAUUGAAAAACAUGAUUUUUCACACUUAGAUUGUCCCUUGUCAGAAGAUUCGGGCUUUUUCAUUCUUGCAAAAUUCAUAGACAACGGCGACUUCCACAUAACAGCCUUCCGACUUCCUGUACGUCAUACACUGUAUGUACCCGGAGGAGUAAUUCAUUGUAACGACUACCUCAAAGGGACAUGGAGAACAAUGCUGUCAGAUGAAACAGACAUUGAUCACGUGCAUCUCACACACGUCGUAAAAGAAGGACAAGAAGAAAAGUUUAGAUUCCAGUUUACCUAACUGCAUAUUCCGAUCAAAUCACUUUGAUUUUGAAAUGUUUACAAUCCGUUUAUCAAAUUCAUUUCAUUAAAGUGGAUGUGGGUUGCUUUAGGUAAUUUUGUAAAUAGUAGAUUUUGAUAUUGCUUUAGAAAUACUAGUAGUAAGUUCACAAUGACACGUUCAAAUUGAACGAAAUAUGUCUCUAAAGAAUCCUCCAAUGAAAUGAUUCCCUUUCCGUCUUAUAUGAUUGCUGAAAAUAUUUGCUUUCCAAUAUGCAGGAAAUGUGAUAUGAUAUAGGGUUUGCUUCUCUUCUAACAAUUGUAACUAUUCAUUUGCGUUGAAGUUACAGCAAUAUACAAUUAAUACUGUUAUAGAGUUUUUGAUGAAAUGGUUGACAUAUGUAUUAUUGUGCAAAUAUUCAUAAACCUUAACUAAUGUAGUAUUCAGGAAAAAUGAGAUUGCAAACAGGUACUUUGUGUCUUCAUUGGACAAUUAACCAAUGUACUCUAACAACACGCAUCAAUGUGUACUCAUUCUAUUAUCUGUCAUCUACUAUAAAUGUUUAAAAUGCCUCUGUAGCGAACUGUUAUUUCUAUAAAUGUUGUUAAGGAUGUAUUCUUCUGACUUUUCAGUCUCGUUGAAAUCCCGUUCUGGAAUUAUUUCCAAAACUUGUGAUACAAAAAAAGUAAAAUCACAAAAAUACUGAACUCCGAGGAAAAUUCAAAAAGGAAAGUCCCCAAUCAAAUGGCAAAAUCAAGUAUUACAAGUGGAAAAUAUCAAUGAAUUUAAAAAAUAUUAUAAUCAAACGUAACUCUGUGAAAAAAUCGUGUAUUUAUAAUAAGUAGUUUUUGAGUAAUAAAAUUUUCAAAUUUUAUAAA
Molecule: messenger RNA, 3407 nt
Organism: Mytilus californianus (California mussel)
Lineage: Eukaryota; Metazoa; Mollusca; Bivalvia; Mytilida; Mytilidae
Product: switch-associated protein 70-like
Exons: 2
Coding region: 160-2550 (796 amino acids)
Molecular function (GO): calcium ion binding
Source: RefSeq, a predicted model, not a curated record